GUCAUUUUCCACAUUUAUGGUAGAUCUGCCAGCCGACAAACUAGGGGGUCGGCAAAUGUCGGCCAGUGAGCCGGGGAGACAAUCUCGGGUUUUAAAUUCCAUUUUAACCCCUCAUUAUUUUAUUUUUACUAAAUACCCCCCAAAUUAUAUAAAUUAACCCCUCAUUAUUUUAUUUUUCUCCCCUCAAUAGAAUAUUAAUUCUAAUAUUCCAUUGCAAAAUAUAACCCUUUCGCCCCCUUUAUUCUCUUCCUUUCUCUCAACUCAUCUCUCCUCUUUCUCUCACUAAAACCCGUUUGAUCCGGUGAAGAAAAUCUAUUGUUUUUCGUAUAUAUUUUGAGCUUUCGGCAUUAUUUAUUUUCGCGCUUGUUCGUUUGAUGAAGCCUCCUUGGACCAUUUUCGGUUGAUUCCGGGUUUUCGUGAAAAUUCUGUCGUAGUCGCAGCCUUGUUUCCACGCUGAACAUGGACACUUCCGAGAUUGAAGAAAACUUACUCGCUAUUGGUGAGCCAAAGUUACAUGGGGAGAUGUGCAAAAGCCUAUGUUCAGUGUAUGUUAAAGUGUUGGCAAUAUUUCCGGACCUAGAAGCAGCUCGGCCGAGGAGCACAUCCGGCAUUCAGGCACUAUGUGCUCUGCAUAUUGCACUUGAGAAAACGAAGAAUAUUCUUCAGCACUGUGCUGAAUGUAGUAAACUUUACUUGGCAAUAACUGGGGAUUCUGUUGUUCUGAAAUUUGAGAGGGCAAGAAGUGCUCUAGAAGAUAGUUUAAAGCGUGUCGAAGAUAUCGUUCCACAAGCCAUUCGUAUACAGAUUGAUGGAGUUCUAGCCGAACUUGUAACGAUAGAGUUCUCACUCGACCCAGAGGAGAAGCAAAUUGGCGACGACAUCAUUGAACUUCUCCAACAAGGUAGAAACUUCAACAACACUUCUAACGACAACAACGAGCUCGAAUCUUUUCAUCAAGCUGCUUGUAAACUGGGAAUCACCUCUAUAAGAGCAGCACUUAGAGAGAGAAGGUCUUUGAAGAAGCUAAUAGAUAGAGCCCGUGCUGAAGAAGACAAAAGAAAAGAGUCGAUCGUUGCUUAUCUUCUGCAUCUCAUAAGAAAGUACUCGAAGCUUUUCAGGAGCGAAUUCUCCGACGACAAUGACUCGCAAGGAUCAACACCUUGCUCGCCCACAGUAAACGGAUCGUCAUUGGAAGAUGGUAUUAUGCUAGGGCGAAACGGCUGUGCGUUUGACCGCCAGCUGACGAAACUCAGUUCGUUCAAUUUUAAGCCGAAUUUCAGGAGAUCAGACCAAAUGUCUGUCCCUCCUGAAGAAUUAAGGUGCCCAAUUUCAUUGCAGCUCAUGUACGACCCCGUAAUUAUAGCAUCUGGUCAAACGUACGAAAGGGUUUGCAUCGAGAAAUGGUUUGGUGAUGGCCAUAAUACUUGUCCUAAAACUCAGCAGCAGCUCCCUCAUCUUUCUUUGACUCCAAAUUAUUGUGUCAAGGGUUUGGUUGCUAGUUGGUGCGAACAUAACGGUAUUCCUGUUCCCGAUGGACCACCGGAAUCGCUCGAUCUCAAUUACUGGAGGCUAGUGCUGUCUGAAAGUGACUCGGCGAAUUCAAAGUCGUUAGAAAGUAUCGGUUCGUGCAAGUUCAAAGGUGUUAAGGUUGUACCUUUGAACGACAGUGUGACCAUCGAGGAGGCUGAAGGAAAUGAAGAGGAAGAUGUUUCUGUUUCUGCACACGAGGAUGAUUGCGAAGUUCACGCCUUUGAGAACUACGAGGAUCUCUUGAGAAUAUUAGUGGAAGAGGAUGACCUGAUGAAGAAAUGCAAAGCGGCAGAGCAAAUAAGGCACUUGCUAAAGGACGACGAAGAAGCCAGGAUUUAUAUGGGGGCUAAUGGUUUUACGGAAGCCUUGCUUCGGUUUUUGGAGUCUGCCGUCUCUGCCAGAAACGUGAUGGCUCAGGAGAUUGGAGCAAUGGCUCUCUUCAACCUUGCAGUAAAUAAUAACAGAAACAAAGAAUUGAUGCUGGCAUCUGGAGUACUUCCAAUACUGCAGGAAAUGAUAGCCAACAGCGAUUCAAUCGCAGCGUCGACAGCCCUUUACCUAAACCUCUCAUGUCUCGAAGAGGCCAAGCCCAUAAUCGGAACAACCGAGGCAGUCCCUUUCUUGAUAUGGGUCCUCAAAAACGAAACCGACGAGCAAUGCAAGCUCGACGCACUCCACACGCUCUACAACAUCUCGAACCAACCCACAAACAUCCCUCACCUUCUCUCAGCUGGCAUAAUCGACGGCCUACAAGCCCUCAUCACACAGCCGAACGAACAAGCGUGGACCGAGAAAUGCAUCGCCGUUUUAAUUUACUUAGCUUCGAGCAAAACCGCACGAGACGAGAUUAUAACGACACCAGGUCUAGUGGGGGCUUUGGCCUCCGUUCUUGAUUUGGGAGAGCCAAUCGAGCAGGAGCAGGCAGCGGCUUGCCUUUUGAUACUGUGCAAUGCGAGCGAGAAGUGCAGCCAGAUGGUGCUUCAAGAAGGGGUGAUACCUUCGUUGGUUUCGAUUUCGGUUAACGGGACUGUGAGGGGGAAGCAGAAGGCGCAGAAGCUUCUGAUGCUGUUUAGGGAGCAGAGGCAGCGGGACCCGUCGCCGAGCCCCAGUCCUGCCGCUAGGCCGAGGUUUGAGAGCGGUGAUGUGGCGGUUUUGAUUGGAGAUCAGGAUUCGAAGCCGCUGUCGAAGUCGGUUUCGAGGAGGAAAGUGGGGAAGGCGUGGAGCUUUUGGAGGAAGAACAAGAGUUUUUCGGUGUACCAGUGUUGAGACGAAAUCGGGUAGUUUGUUGUAUUUGGUAGUAUGAAGUAACACACUAGAAGAUCUAUUAUAUAUCUUUUUCUAUAUUUUAUUAUUACUAAUUUUUUUUUAAAAUGGAAAAUGGUAGACAAGUAUAGGUGUGAAUAGUUUGUAAAUUGUUGGAUUCAGCUUUUGGGAGAUGAGUAACGUUUUGGUUAUAAAGUUGAUAUAUCUAUAAUGAAUCAGCUCCUAAUUCGGUGUGUUCUCUCUGCA
Erythranthe guttata (spotted monkey flower) is the source of this 3039-nucleotide messenger RNA. Its product is annotated as U-box domain-containing protein 6. Gene Ontology annotation, biological process: protein ubiquitination. The record is from RefSeq and is a predicted model, not a curated record. Lineage: Eukaryota; Viridiplantae; Streptophyta; Magnoliopsida; Lamiales; Phrymaceae. Gene Ontology annotation, molecular function: protein binding; ubiquitin-protein transferase activity.